Messenger RNA from Prorocentrum cordatum, 513 nucleotides. NCBI's taxonomy places the organism in Eukaryota, Dinophyceae, Prorocentrales, Prorocentraceae. The record is from the annotation of a GenBank genome assembly.
AGCCACGGGGGCUCGAGAGCACGCGCCUGCGCGCAGGGGCCCUUCGAUGGAGGGCCGAGAGGGGGAUCCCGCAGAGGAUGGAAGUGCCAAGCGGGCCAGGAAGACGAUAACCCUCACGGAGGAGGAGCUGCAGGCCAGGGUGCAGGCCGCGCUGCUGGAUGCCGCCAGGAGGCCAGUGCCUCCGGCGCUGCAGGAGACCUUCACCCCGAACGACCCAGUGCACGGGUUGAUGCACCUUCCCGCCAUCGUGAAGGCGGUGGUGGACACGAACAUCUUUCAGCGGAUGAGGCAGAUCAAGCAGCUGGGCAUCUGCCACUACGUGUACCCCGGAGCCGUGCACACGCGCUUCUUCCACAGCAUCGGCACGGCUUUCUUGGCCCUCCUCAUCAAGGGCCUGCGGCACCGGCAGCCGGAGCUCGGCGUGACCGACCGCGAGGCCGUCUGCGUGCUGCUGGCGGCCCUGUGCCACGAUUCGGGAGGGCCGAAGAGCACACUGGCACAUAAAGCCUACGA